Molecule: messenger RNA, 1624 nt
Organism: Spinacia oleracea (spinach)
Lineage: Eukaryota; Viridiplantae; Streptophyta; Magnoliopsida; Caryophyllales; Amaranthaceae
Product: peptide chain release factor APG3, chloroplastic
Exons: 15
Coding region: 125-1381 (418 amino acids)
Biological process (GO): plastid translation; translational termination; thylakoid membrane organization
Cellular component (GO): chloroplast
Molecular function (GO): translation release factor activity, codon specific
Source: RefSeq, a predicted model, not a curated record
CAUAUUCGGGUUGGUAUUCUUUCUUUUUCCAACCCUUUAUCCACACUUUCACAUUCCGCGCCAUAGAACUUCCCUAUCCUCCUCAGUUUACUCUCUCUAUCUCUUUCACUCACUCUUAACAGCCAUGAAUGGCCUAAUGGCGAACUUCAAUAUUCGGGUCUCCGCACCUUCAAAUCACUUCCUUUCUACGCAGGAUUCCGCUCACCGGCGGCGAACACCUAAUUAUCUUCUAUGGCCGACUCCGAAGCUUCGCCGUAGCUCCGGCAUUGUUUGCAUGGCUGAACCUUAUCUGAUUGCUAAACUUGAAUCCGCUGAGAAAACGUGGAAAGAAUUGUCUGUCAAGCUUGGUGAUCCAGAUGUUGUCUCAAAUCCGAGUGAAUACCAAAAACUGGCACAGUCUGUGUCAGAGCUUAAUGAGGUGGUCUCAACUUAUAGAAGAUUUAAGGAGUGUGAGAAGCAAUUAGAAGAAGCAAAAACAUUAGCAAAAGAGGAAGGCAUGGAUGAGGAUAUGGAGCAGAUGAUUGCAAGUGAAGUUGAAACUUUGACCAACAAUCUUAAAGGGCUUGAGGAGAGUAUAAAGAUGCUGCUUCUUCCUGCUGAUCCUCUUGAUGCUCGGAAUAUAUUGCUUGAAGUUAGGGCUGGUACAGGAGGCGACGAGGCAGGAAUCUGGGUUGGUGAUCUUGUGCGCAUGUAUCAAAAGUACAGUGAGCGGAAUUCAUGGAAGUUUACCCCAAUAUCAAGUGCAGAGGCUGAAAAAGGAGGAUUCAAAACGUUUGUGAUGGAGAUAAAAGGAAAACGUGUGUAUAGCAAAUUGAAAUACGAGUCUGGCGUACACCGGGUUCAACGUGUUCCUCUGACAGAAACUCAGGGCCGUGUGCACACAUCUACUGCAACUGUAGCCAUAAUGCCUGAGGUUGAUGAAGUCGAGGUGGUUAUUGAUCCCAAAGAAAUUGAACUUACCACUGCAAGAUCUGGAGGUGCUGGAGGUCAGAAUGUAAACAAGGUUGAAACAGCUGUGGAUCUUUUCCACAAACCCACUGGAAUCCGUAUUUUCUGUACAGAAGAAAGGACACAACUUCGAAACAGAAGUCGUGCAUUGCAAUUAUUGCGAGCAAAGUUGUAUGAAAUCAAGGCGCGUGAGCGGCAAGAAGAGAUAAGGAAUCAGCGCAAGUUACAGAUUGGCACUGGUGCUCGUGCUGAAAAAAUCCGAACGUACAAUUACAAGGACAAUAGGGUGACAGAUCACCGGUUAAAAAUGAACUUUGAGCUCACUUCUUUUCUGGAUGGCGACAUAGAGACAGCUGUCCAGUCCUGCACAACUAUGGAACAAAAAGAGUUAUUGGAAGAACUUGCUGCAUCAGUAGGUGCAACAGCCAGCUAAAAAGGUCGAGUCCGAUGAGCACUUUUGGUGAAUCUGCUUGAUUAUACAUGUGAUAUGUGCUUAACAAAGGUUGAAGCCGCUGUUAUAGGAUGAAAGAUAGUAAUUCUGUUGAUUAAAACAUAAUCUCUUGUAAGUUUUGCUUGUUUUAUCUUGACCAAUCUUUGAAUUUACAAUAGUCUAUGUGCAAUUUUACCAAUCUCUCCAAUUGUAGUGUUAGCUUUAAUGCUGCAAGUAUUGUUGUCA